CCUGGCGGGAUUCCCUGCUGGCGCCGCAGCCGCAGCCAGAGCCGCAGCCAGAGCCUCCGGGAGCCGGAGCUGAAGCACCGGCCCCGCUGGAGCCGAGCCGAGCCGAGCUCGCCGCCUGGCACCGGCUGGAGCGCGAGCCGGCGCGUCACCCUCACCGCCUGGGCACUGGCGGAAGCAGCGAGCUGCAACCCCUCGGGCUCCCCCGGGCGCGGAGCCCUGACCGCCCCUGCUAGGCCUGGUCACGGCCUGAGCACGCAGGAGUUCCCGGGGUCUGGAUCCCCACCCUAACGGUCUGGGGACCUAAGAGAAAAAACGAAGGAGGAUUCCAUCUAACAGCAUAGCGUGGGCACUAGGCGCGGAGGAGAGUGGAGACUUCACCUGGCACGGGGCAGAGGUGCCCGGAGCUUAUUAGGCCGGGCUUGAGCAUCGGAGAGCCUGGCAUCCCAGCAGCCACGACCUUGGCUCUGCCUUGUCUGAGCCGACACGGUCAUCUCAGCUCCCAGACCUCGGCUGGCACAAGGAAGCGGUGCUCUCACCUGUCUGAGACUGGGGACAGGAUCUGAGGAACCAGGAUCUGGCGGGGCCCAGAGCUGGUCACUGGGCAGCCCGCCUUCUGCCCCAAUUCCACUGGUGCGGAUGUGCCUGUGCCCGCUGGAGCACCAUGAGGGCAGGAUGACCUCAGCUGAAGCAGCGGCAGCGGCUGGUGGUGCUCGGGUGGCUAGGCCCGCUGGGUGGCCUCCUGGAAGCCCCCAGACCCUUGGGCAGCCUGGCCGAGCCCGGGUGGCCGUGGCAGCACUGGUGUGGCUGCUGGCAGGAGCCAGCAUGUCAAGCCUCAACAAGUGGAUCUUCACUGUGCACAGCUUUGGGCGGCCCCUGCUGCUGUCGGCACUGCACAUGCUGGCGGCAGCGCUGGCAUGCCACUGGGGAGCACAGCGACCCGUGCCAGGUGGCACCCGCCGCCGGGUGCUGCUGCUCAGCCUCACCUUUGGUACCUCAAUGGCCUGUGGCAAUGUGGGCCUGAGUGCUGUGCCCCUGGACCUAGCACAGCUUGUCACCACCACUACACCACUGUUCACGCUGGCCCUGUCGGCGCUGCUGCUUGGCCGUCGCCACCACCCGCUACAGAUGGCUGCCAUGGGCCCCCUCUGCCUGGGGGCUGCCUGCAGCCUGGCCGGAGAGUUCCGGGCACCUCCCACCGGCUGUGGCUUCCUGCUGGCGGCCACCUGCCUCCGAGGCCUCAAGUCCGUUCAGCAGAGUGCCCUGCUGCAGGAGGAGAGGCUGGACGCGGUGACCCUGCUGUACGCCACCUCGCUGCCCAGUUUCUGCCUGCUGGCGGGCGCGGCCCUGGUGCUGGAGGCUGGUGUGGCCCCGCCACCCACUCCUGCCGACUCCCGCCUCUGGGCCUGCAUUGUGCUCAGCUGCCUCCUGUCUGUGCUCUACAACCUGGCCAGCUUCUCCCUGCUGGCCCUCACCUCUGCCCUCACCGUCCACGUCCUGGGCAACCUCACCGUCGUGGGCAACCUCGUCCUGUCCCGCCUCUUGUUCGGCAGCUGCCUCAGUGCCCUUAGCUACGUGGGCAUCGCACUGACUCUUUCAGGAAUGUUCCUUUACCACAACUGCGACUUUGUGGCCUCCUGGGCUGCCCGCCGGGGGCUGUGGCGGAGGGACCAGGCUGGCAAGGGGCUUUGAGACCCGGAGGAGCUCAGGGGCCACCUGGGACAGCCCCAGACUGAAUCUGACCUCAGCCAGUGCCUGCGGGAAGGGUGGAGAACAGGCAGCCGCCACUGCUGGGGACCGUGGGGAGGGAGAGGCACCUUCUGGAAGGGCUGCCUUGGAGGCUGGAACAGGGACUCCCAGAGAGACCUACCUCCUGUCCCUGCCCGCCUCAUCCCCAUCACAGACCCUGCUCACCACUGGAUGGUGGGCCCAAGCCUGGCACAGUCACCGUGCUUGUUGGAGUAAUUAUUAGGAUCAGUAUCAGCUACUAUGCUGAAAAUUGCUGGGCAAACUUUGAAAACCUCAAUGUAUUAUAAUGACGAUGAUGAUGAUUCUUGGCGGUUGCACAAUCCUUCCUCUCGGGGGGAGGCAGCUAGGGGGCCCAGGGAGGGGUUUCUUUGCUGCUGGGCUCCCCUAGGGAGCUGGGGUGGUCUGUGCCAACUCCAGGCAGCUGCUGUGGCAUCACCCCAGGGUCCCCCAAUUUUGGGUCAUCCGUCCUCAAAUAAACUAUUUUUGCUUGUA
Lemur catta (Ring-tailed lemur) is the source of this 2238-nucleotide messenger RNA. It is a transcript of the gene SLC35E4, whose product is annotated as solute carrier family 35 member E4. Gene Ontology annotation, molecular function: antiporter activity. The transcript is spliced from 2 exons. The record is from RefSeq and is a predicted model, not a curated record. Lineage: Eukaryota; Metazoa; Chordata; Mammalia; Primates; Lemuridae. Gene Ontology annotation, cellular component: Golgi apparatus. The coding region runs from base 637 to 1689 and encodes 350 amino acids.